This is a messenger RNA of Argiope bruennichi, 1096 nucleotides long. RefSeq names its product eukaryotic translation initiation factor 3 subunit H-like (gene eIF3h). Lineage: Eukaryota; Metazoa; Arthropoda; Arachnida; Araneae; Araneidae. Bases 52 to 1047 code for a protein of 331 amino acids. The transcript has 7 exons. The record is from RefSeq and is a predicted model, not a curated record. Gene Ontology annotation, molecular function: translation initiation factor activity; protein binding; metallopeptidase activity. Gene Ontology annotation, cellular component: eukaryotic 43S preinitiation complex; cytoplasm; eukaryotic translation initiation factor 3 complex.
UUGAAGCAGCAACGUAGCACUCAAUGUAACAAUUUACUAUUUAUAUUCAAAAUGGCAGCCAUCCGUACCGCUCGUCACGAUCCUGAUUCGGAAAGCCCAAUUGAUUAUGUUCAGAUUGACGGAUUGGUUGUCUUAAAAAUCAUCAAACAUUGUCAUGAAGAAGGAGCUGGAGUCACUGAUGUUGCUCAAGGUGUGUUAUUGGGUCUGGGAGUGGAUAAUCGCUUGGAAAUAACCAAUUGUUUCCCUUACCCAAGGCACACUGAUGAAGAAGAUUUCGAUGAAAUGGAGUAUCAGAUGGAAAUGAUGAGACAUCUUCGACAUGUGAAUGUAGAUCACCUUCAUGUAGGCUGGUACCAGAGUACUCAUUUUGGAAGCUUUUACAAUAAGCCUCUAUUAGAGUCUCAGUUCAAUUACCAGAGUUCAAUUGAAGAAUCUGUAGUACUUAUUUAUGAUCCUGUAAGAACAACACGUGGUUUUCUUUCACUGAGGGCUUACAGAUUAUCGAAUACUGCUAUGAAACUUUAUAAAGAAGGUGAAUUUACAUUGGACAUGCUUAAAAAUCUUCAUGUCUCUUAUUCCAAGAUGUUUGAAGAAAUAACUGUUAUAAUUAGAAACUCUCAUCUUGUUAAUCUGUUGAUGUGUGAAAUUGCUGAUUCAAUGCCUGAGCAAGAGAGCAACCAAUUUUUGGACAUGGGAACUGCCUCAGUCCUUGAGAAGAGUCUUCAGGCUAUGAUGGAAUGUGUUGAUACAGUAACUCAAGAAACGAAUAAGUUGACAAAUCAUCAAAGACAAGUGAUUAAGCAGCAACAGGCCAAAAAUCAAUACCUUCAAAAGCGAGCUGCUGAGAACAAUGCUCGAAUAGCUAAAGGUGAACCGCCGUUGCCAGAAGAUGAUAUCAACAAACUGUUCAAGCCCAUUCCACCACCUUCUCGAUUGGAUGCUUUGUUGGUAUCGGGACAAAUUGAUAGCUAUUGCAAACAAAUUUCACAAUUCUCUACCCAGAAUUUGGCUAAACUGUUCAUGACUGAAGCAUUAUAUCCAAAGUAAACUGGUGUAAAUAAUUUUAGUAUUAAAAUAUUAAAAAUUCUGUGGUUCA